AUGAAGAUCUUCACUAAUCAGCCUCAGCCCCGUCCCCCGCCGCAACUCAAAAAUAAUAGGAUGAAAUUACCAAUUUGCUUGGCUUCCUGCGUUCUCGAGAUAGCAUACGAUUACGAACCAUCUCUUUUUAAUAGAUACGAUGAGGAAUAUAGGACACCUCUUUCCAAUGCGGCAAGCAUAGGUUAUCUUGAUGGAGUUCGCUUCAUAGUGGAGAAAUUUGCUGACCCCACGUACUGGAGAGAUCCAUUCGGCUGGUGCUGUCCUAUUCACAUGGCAGCCAUGAAAGGCCACGUAGAAAUCGUCCGAGAGUUCCUAGAACGUUUCCCUGAUUUGAGAGAGAUACUAAACGGGUCCGGUCAAAACAUCCUUCAUAUGGCCGCCGAGAGUGGCAGAGCCAAGGUUGUUAGCUAUAUUCUCCAACUGCCGGAGCUUGAGAUGCUUAUCAAUGAAACAGAUGAAGGAGGAAAUACCCCACUACAUUUGGCCACCGUUAUGGCUCAUCCAAAGGUUGUAAGUAUUCUCACAUGGGACAAGAGAGUUAGGUUUGACCUAAAGGAUGAUAAAGGCCACACCGUCAUGGAUGCUGCGCUGAUGUCCUUCAACAGGAAUUCGCCAUCUUUUCAACAGCGGCUAACGUGGUUGGCAUUGAAACAUGCAAAUGCACCAAGAGGCAAGGAUAUUCCUACCACCCAGACACCAAGACGUGGUACAGGCGAAUAUAGGAUGUUGUAUGUUGCCCGGAGACCAAAUCUUGAUGCUUACAAAGAUAUGACAACGUCGUUCAUGUUGACGGCAACACUUAUUAUGACCGUGACAUUUGCUGCUGGUCUUGCAGUGCCUGGUGGAUUUAGCACUGAUUCCAAUCCCAAGGGUGUGGCAGUUUUGGGCAAAAAGGCAUCAUUCCAGGCAUUUGUGAUCACCAAUACAAUGGCUUUUUACAGCUCCAUGUUGGUUGUCCUUGCACUCGUAUGGGCGCAAAUGGGUGAUUUAUAUCUAAUCAAAUCUUUCCUCAAAUUGGCAGUUCCAUUACUUGGUCUAUCUCUGACAACGGUCUCUCUGUCAUUCAUGAUGGGCGUUUCUCUUGUGGUGAGCAACCUUAGUUGGCUACCUUGUGUUGUUUUACUCGUGAGCUCUAUCUUCCUUUUUUCUGGCUUGACACUCUUGCUUCUGCCCUCUCUCCCGGCUUCCCUCAACCAUCAAGCAUUGCGCUACAUCGUUUACUAUCCAUUUUGUCUUCUGAUAUUUAUUGCCGAAUUGAAUCCCCAAGGUGAUGUGGAGCCAGAUUAUGACAGUGAUAGUGAUGAAUAUUCAGAAGACAAAGAAUCAGAUGAAAAAGAGCCAGAUGACAAAGAAUCCAACAAAAAAGAGCCAGAUGACAAAGAAUACGACCAAAAAGAGCCAGAUGACGAACAAGAACCAGAUGAUGAAGAAUCAUAUGAUGAAAAUGGUAUAGUAGGUUUAGAUGAUGUGAAACACGAUCAUUGUUGA
Messenger RNA from Thlaspi arvense, 1488 nucleotides. The record is from the annotation of a GenBank genome assembly. NCBI's taxonomy places the organism in Eukaryota, Viridiplantae, Streptophyta, Magnoliopsida, Brassicales, Brassicaceae.